Messenger RNA from Rotaria socialis, 1182 nucleotides. The record is from the annotation of a GenBank genome assembly. NCBI's taxonomy places the organism in Eukaryota, Metazoa, Rotifera, Eurotatoria, Philodinida, Philodinidae.
AUGGGACUUUUCUAUUGUCUAUUCAUCUAUCUAUUAUUUAUGCAAACUUAUCAUGGAAAGAUAUUUGAUGGUUGCCGAUUUGUUCAAACAUUCUAUCGGAGACAUUCGAAUAUAUUCAUACUUGAUAGAAACCAAACAUCAUUAAUCGUUCGACCAUUAUAUGCACUAUCGAAUCAAUCAUUUCCUUCGCUUUCUAUCGGAAUUAUUUAUCGUUUAGCAGAUACUUAUCUUGUGCCUGUACCUCUUCUGUUCGAAUGCCCACAAAGUCAACGUAUUUAUGCACCGAUCGAUUGUCAAUUUACAAUUAACGAUGUUCGCGCAAAUCUAUCCAUUCGAAUCAGUGAAUCAAGUCGUAUAACGACGGUCCCACUUCGCUUUCAAGAGUAUGCUUCAUCAAGUUUUAUUCCAAUACGUGGCGCUUAUUUCAAACAAUCAACUAUUGCUUUACGAAAUUGUCGUUUGGACUCGAAAGAAAAUCUGUUUACAUCAGACAUCUUUCAUCUUCAGAUUGAAUUUGAACAAACAACAAAUUCUUCAUGUCAACAUUCGUGUAUUCAUCCGGAACUAUAUGAAUGUUCAAACACUUGUCAAUGUCGUUCGCAACCAUUUGGUAUUGAAAAAUUUGAACAAUUUUGUAUCGAUACAGAACUCGGUUCUAAUUGUUCUCUAACACCAGAACGUUGCCGUCGUAUAUGUCGUAUUUCUGAACAAAUUCAACGAGGAAGAAUUGAUUCCGAUUGUCAAUGUCCGUUGGGUAUGCAGCGAGUUCUUUCAAACAAUAUGUAUCAUUGUGAAUCUCCUGCGUCAUCGAAAUGUAUGAAUGAAAAAUCUAUCGAAACUUGUCCGACAGGUUAUAUUUGUCAACAUCAUCGUUGCGUACAAACAUCAGCGAUGGUUCGUUUGAACGAAUCAAUUCUAUCACUACCAUUUGUAUUAAUUGGUUUACUUAGCGGUGCUUUAUUAAUUAUAAUUCUACUGAUUAUUGGUUUAAUAAAAAUGCGUUCAAUAAAAUGUGUUAAGUUUGUUCAUUCCUAUGGAUUACCGAUUCAUUCGAAUAACUCAUCGCCGAUAUUAAAUGCCCAUUUAUCUUCAUUAUCAUCUCCGUCUUCAACAUUAUCGUCGUCGUCAAAAUCAAUGAAUAAAACCUGUGAAAAAUAUACUAAAAUUCAUUUAUUUGAGUGA